Messenger RNA from Malus domestica (apple), 1814 nucleotides. Its product is annotated as L-2-hydroxyglutarate dehydrogenase, mitochondrial-like. NCBI's taxonomy places the organism in Eukaryota, Viridiplantae, Streptophyta, Magnoliopsida, Rosales, Rosaceae. Gene Ontology annotation, molecular function: (S)-2-hydroxyglutarate dehydrogenase activity. The record is from RefSeq and is a predicted model, not a curated record.
UCUAUAUUAUAUUUUCAUUUUUUUUAAAUGCUCUCCCUCUCUCUCUCUCUCGACUAUUCCCUUUGUAACAUCCACACAGAGAGACAACCGACGAGCGGAAGAAAAGGAGAAAACCCAUCGUCGCGAGCUCAGGUUGCGAAAGUUCUAAGCGAAUCAGGAGGUAUUAGAAUUUCUAGUGGAAGUAGUGAAAUUCAACGAAGGCGUGUUCAUGUGAAACUUUUAAGUGUCCAUUCGAGAGGACCGGUUGAGUUUUAGAAAGAGAAAGAUGCUGAAAAGCACAUUGGACAGAAUUGUGAGGAGUCAUCGUAAUGUUACUUCUAGUUGCAGUAUCAGUAUCAGUAGCAUCAGCGGAGUUCCCAAAGAGAAGGUAGAUUGCGUGGUAAUAGGGGCAGGUGUGGUGGGAUUGGCAGUGGCGAGAGAGCUUGCUUUAAAGGGCAGAGAGGUGUUGGUGUUAGAUUCAGCUCCCACCUUCGGCACUUCCACCAGCUCCCGCAACAGCGAGGUCAUCCAUGCCGGCAUCUACUACCCGACCCAUUCCCUCAAGGCGAAGUUUUGUGUUAGGGGAAGAUAUUUACUGUACAAAUAUUGCUCUGAACACAAUAUUCCUCAUAAACAAAUUGGUAAACUCAUAGUUGCAACUGGGUCUUCUGAGAUUCCCAAUUUGCAUAAUCUAAUGCAUCGCGGGAUUCAAAAUGGAGUUGAUGGUUUGGUAAUGAUGGAGGGUUCAGAAGCCAUGAGAAUGGAACCUGAAUUGGCAUGUUUGAAAGCCUUACUAUCACCGCUUUCUGGGAUUGUGGAUACACAUUCGCUCAUGCUAUCUUUGGUGUAUCUAUCACCGUUAAUCCCCAUAUGGGUGCAGGGAGAAGCUGAAAAUCAUGGCACAACCUUCUCCUAUAAUACUACUGUUAUUGGUGGCCAUAUUCAACAAAAUCAUCUAUGCCUUCAUGUUUCUGGAACCAAAACCCUUGAAAAUUGGAAUAGAAAGUUUCCAUUGCAACCAGAGAUGAUACUUAUUCCUAAACUCGUUGUGAACUCUGCCGGCUUAAGUGCCCCUGCCCUUGCAAAGCGAUUUGAUGGCCUCCGAACUGAACAUAUUCCUCCUUCCCGUUUGGCUCGUGGAUGCUACUUCACUUUAUCAAAUACUACAAUCUGUCCGUUCAGACACUUGAUUUAUCCUCUACCAGAGGAUGGUGGACUUGGUGUGCAUGUUACCCUGGAUUUAAAUGGUCAGGUCAAGUUUGGCCCUGAUGUAGAAUGGAUUGAUGGUGUUGAUGAUGUUUCAAGCUUCCUGAAUAAGUUUGACUAUUCUGUAUGUACGAAUCGCAAAGAGCUAUUUUACCCAGAGAUAAGGAAGUACUACCCAAAUCUAAAGGAUGGGUCUCUUGAGCCAGGCUAUGCAGGGAUUCGACCGAAGCUUUCAGGUCCUCGACAGUCUCCAGUUGAUUUUCAGAUACAGGGGGAGGAUGUUCAUGGGAUAACUGGUCUCGUCAACCUUUUUGGAAUAGAGUCGCCCGGUUUAACUUCAAGCAUGGGAAUUGCAGAGCACGUAGCAACGAGAUUCUUCAGGGGGUAAGGAACCCUGUCUGAAGAGGCUAAAUCUGUUACAACCAGAUCCCUCGGCUCUUCUCAGCUCAUUCCUCCCGUCUCUCCCUCUUUCCUCCUCAUUCCUUUGUAAUACAAAGUUUGUAUCUACUUUUACCAUUUUUAAGCACUUGUGAUAUGUAAUUAUUCUCUAGUUUCUAAAGUGUAGUGGUUUGGAUUUAUUGUAGUUACGUAAAACAAUCCUAUUUAUGCAGUUGGUGCGUGUUCAAUAA